CGAGGAUUCAUAUCAGGAAGUACUCUCGUUCUUGGAACGACAAAAGGUCGAAAUCGUGGAACUCGCUUGGUUCUGUGUUUACUGGCAAGUCAGAGUAGCUGGAGACAUAGAUCAUACACCACUACCGGGAUAUAUACAGAAAACGGCAAUAUUUUAUCACAUGGACGAAACAUCGGCCGAGGAGCACACUGCUCAACACACGAAGACACGCGAGGGCACCAAAGAAACCAGCAACCCGUUCCAACUACGCCUCUUUGAUCGUCUUACGAUAGACACACCAUCCACACGCCAGGUUGAAGGUCAGAUUUUGGCCGUAGCCAAGAAACGUGUACAUUGCGAAGGUCCCGCAGGAUAUCAAUGGAUGGAGCAGAUCUGGUGCUGGUUUGGUCAAGAGGCUAUUGAUGUUGAAGAAUGUCAUGGGGUACCAUUACGGGACAGUGAAGGACAUGUGUUUGUGUCUUUAGUUGUCCUGACAGUAACAAUUUUGGGAUUGUGGAUGCGGUAUAGGGACUCGUGGAAAAUGGUUUCAGCUUUGGUGAAAGGUUCUAAUGUCCAAGGACUGCUACAGAUGCCCUCGUUUACAUUUGCAAGAAAUACGACCGGUGAGAAUCCCGACAUACUCGGCGAUCCACCGAGUCCAUCCAGUUACCGUUCGGGGUAUCAACACCGCGAGACAUAAUUGAUAUUCAUUCUCGCAG
This is a messenger RNA of Aspergillus glaucus CBS 516.65, 698 nucleotides long. RefSeq lists its product as uncharacterized. NCBI's taxonomy places the organism in Eukaryota, Fungi, Ascomycota, Eurotiomycetes, Eurotiales, Aspergillaceae. Bases 161 to 679 code for a protein of 172 amino acids. The record is from RefSeq and is a predicted model, not a curated record. The transcript has 2 exons.